UUGGUUUUGGCAGACAUGAACAGUAGAAGGAGGAAGGAAGUGUUUAUAUCAGGAUUUGAGUCAUCACCUUUGAGCAAAGCAUUAUUGGGAACUCUUUCCGUAGUAAUUUCUUAUAUCUGACUAGGUUUGUGUUGCCUCAAAGCUACAAUGAGAACAAUAUUUAUGUUGUUUAUCGUGCUGGUUUAUUUGUCUGGUGGUGUCAGAGGUCUUCUUCAAGGAGACACAAAGGAUCGGUUACCAAAUUCUCUACCAGUAAGCGAUAUGCAGGCACAGAUCAUUUCUGCAAAGGACAUGUCAGCACCAGGAGUAUCUAUUGGAAAUAAACCAGAAGCGGGAGUAUCUACUGGAAAGGAAAAGGAAACGACACUGGCACCAGUAGUCUCUCCUGAAAAGGAAACGGCAUCAGCACCAGGAGUCUCUCCUGAAAAGGAAACGGCAUCAGCACCAGGAGUCUCUCCUGAAAAGGAAACGACACUGGCACCAGUAGCCUCUCCUGAAAAGGUAACGGCAUCAGCACCAGGAGCCUCUCCUGAAAAGGAAACGACAUCGGCACCAGUAGACCCGCCUAGAAAGGAAACGGCACCAGUAGACCCGGCUGGAAAGGAAACCCACGGCACACGUGAUGAGGCAGAGAGCAGUCACUUCUUUGCUUAUCUUGUGUGCACAGCUGUGUUGGUGGCAGUGCUCUACAUUAGCUACCACAACAAGCGGAAGAUCAUUGCCUAUUGCGUCGAGGGAAAGAGGUCGAGAUCGGGACGUCGGCCAAAAGGCGCAGAGUACACCAAGCUGGAACAGAAUUAGUGAAGGUGCAUCACUGUCAUGAAGUCAAUGCCAGAAAACUGUGGAUAUAGGUGUUAAGAUGAAAUAAGGCACCAAACUGAUUCCUGGUGAAAGAAGACUUGCUUGGUUUAAUCUAUAUUGAUUUAUUUUUUAUUUUUUAACAAAUGGGUAUUACUUAAUAGAUGUGUCUUUGGAUGCUUAUUGCAUGACUAUGCAGAGGAUACUGUUGCUGAGAAAGAUAAGCAUGCUUGUGUUUGCACUCCUGUGUUAUUGUGCUACUUUGGGGCGUCCUUUGUUUUCUCAGUCAGUCCAUCUGACUGAUAUAAUAACUUGAUGUACUGACUCAGGAUGAUUUUUUUUCACAGAAGAAGUUAUAUUGUGAGGAUUCCAACUGGUCCCUUAGUGUUUGCAAGUACUAUUGGACAGUAGUUGGACACCUGCUAUGAUGACCACAAUGUUGGCCAGAUGAAUGUAAAGGUACUUCUUGUA
Molecule: messenger RNA, 1269 nt
Organism: Salvelinus sp. IW2-2015
Lineage: Eukaryota; Metazoa; Chordata; Actinopteri; Salmoniformes; Salmonidae
Gene: tgoln2
Product: trans-golgi network protein 2
Source: RefSeq, a predicted model, not a curated record